UUUAAGUUGAGUUCCGUUUUUAAAUUUUUUUUAUUAUAAAUGUCACAUCCAGGGGCAAAAGAAUAUCAUGACGAAUUUGCUAUCAGAGAAACAGACACACGAAUCGAUGAAUCAAUAGCUGAAAUCGCUAUUAACGAAACUGGUUUUGGGAAGUUUAAUAUUAAAGUAGCAAUAAUAUGUUACUUGAUUUAUUUCAAUAUAAGCCUCGGAGUCGUUUCUAUCGGAUUUGUACUUCCGGCCGCUGCUUGUGAUCUCAAAAUGAACAUCAUUGACAAAGCAUUAAUUACUACGGCAUUUUUUGUUGGUGCAUGUUUUAGUGCAGUAAUUAGUGGAUUUCUAGCAAAUCUUAAGGGUCGCAAAUGGACUUUGUUGCUGGCAUUAUUUCUCCAAGGAAAUUCUGAUUUUCUACAAUCAAUUUUCUCCAAUUAUUGGAUUAUCGUGGGAUUGAAAUUUUUCUCUGGUGCUGGAUCAGCUGGACAAAAUAUUGUCUUCACUUAUUUAGGUGAAUGUCUGCCAUUGAAGAAUAGAAAUUUUUUAUUAUCAAAUAUGGAAUAUUUUUGGAUUUUCGGACAUGCAUUUGCAGCAGCUGUAGGAUGGGGUAUUAUUCCUCAACAAUUUGGGAUUGAGAAAUCAUAUUUUACCUUUCAUUCUUGGAAUCUUUAUAUUUUAAUUUGUUCCUUACCUUCAUUUAUACUUGGAUUUUGUUUAAUAUUUAUGCCAGAAACACCAAAAUUUUUAGCUGAAAGGGGAUCGAGAGAAAAAUUACUACAAGUCCUCAUUUACAUGUACGAGCAAAAUGUGGGGAAAUCGGGAAAGGAGUACAUAGAAAAAUUAUUGAGUAGUGGAAAUGCGGUACUCAUAGAAUUGGUUCACAAAAAUAAAAAUGAAGUAAAAAAUUCAAAUACAAUUAUUCAAAGGAUUUUCAAUGAACUCAAGCGACUGGGAUGUAUUUUUAAACCACCACUUUUAACAAAUACUAUACUUGUAUGUUUCACUGCAUUUACUGUCACUUCUUCUUAUUAUGCAUUCUAUCUUUGGUUACCAGAAAUUUUUCAAAGAUUUGCAAAUUUUCAAGCUGGGCAUAAAGAAAAGGGUUCUAAUUUUUGUACCAUUUCACGUGAUUUGCCUUCUUCCACUCAAGACACGCUCGUCUGUGACACGCCAAUUGAUAAAAAAGUAUUUCUUAACAAUUUAAUAUUGUGCGCAUCUUGUAUUCCCACAACUAUCAUAAUUACAUUAUUGGUGAAACGUUGUGGAUUAAAAAUAUUAUUAGCUGCAAGUUGCAUAUUAUGUACGGCUGUAAUUAUUGGCAUUUAUUUCUCAAAUUCAUUUCUUCAAAAUUUAAUUUUAUUAUGCAUCUAUUCAUCUCUAGCGUCCACGAGUAUGACUAUUCAAUUUGCAUAUUUCGUGACAAUUUUUCCUACAAAUUUCCGAUCAUCGGGUAUAGUUGUCUCGAGUUUACUUGUCCGUUUAGGAGCAAUGUUUGGCAAUUUUACUUUCAGUUUCCUUAAAGACGAAUGUAUUUAUUUUAUAUUAUUAACAUCCAUAUUACUUAUAGUUGCAGCAGUAUCGACAAUUUUAAUUCGUGAGAGAAAGGAUAAAUUGAACAAUUGAUUGUAACUUAAUGAAAAAUCAUAUUUAUUUAUUUUUAUCAACAAAUCAUUUUAAUCGACAA
This is a messenger RNA of Leptopilina boulardi, 1675 nucleotides long. Its product is annotated as synaptic vesicle glycoprotein 2B-like. Gene Ontology annotation, biological process: transmembrane transport. Bases 40 to 1614 code for a protein of 524 amino acids. The record is from RefSeq and is a predicted model, not a curated record. Gene Ontology annotation, molecular function: transmembrane transporter activity. The transcript is spliced from 12 exons. NCBI's taxonomy places the organism in Eukaryota, Metazoa, Arthropoda, Insecta, Hymenoptera, Figitidae.